This is a messenger RNA of Schistosoma rodhaini, 2045 nucleotides long. The record is from the annotation of a GenBank genome assembly. Lineage: Eukaryota; Metazoa; Platyhelminthes; Trematoda; Strigeidida; Schistosomatidae.
CAAUUAUUCCAGCUGUCACUGUGUUCUCCUCAGUUUGGAUACUUGUGUAUAAACGACUCCUAGCCAUACCGAAUUCCAUUAUUUCUGGCCUUUCGGAAUCGGUGCCGGGAUUUUGUCUGAAACCAACUUUUCAUGGCUGAUGAAACUCUAAAUAUAAGCUUGAUUAGACCCGUUCUUGAAGCGGAAUUUCGCAUUGGGAUAGAGGAAGAUAUUCCUCUCAAAGAAUUGAGAAGACCUUUUUCAGCGUCUUCACCAAAUGAAAUCAUCUUAUACGCUUUUUCUACGUCUUUAAGCGAACCUCUUGGUGGAUCAACCUAUGAGAUGUUGGACGAUGCUGGGCAAGAAAGUUUCCGUUCCAUAACUAGGUCGUAUUAUCGGGGUGCGGCAGGUGCUCUUCUAGUUUACGAUGUUACCAGGCGUGAUACAUUCAACCAUUUGGCAUCCUGGUUACAAGAUGCUCGGCAGCAUGCAAGCCCAAAUAUGGUUAUUACAUUGGUUGGAAAUAAGUGUGAUUUGGAUGCUCGACGAGAGGUUAAACAGGAAGAAGCUGAAGCAUUUGCACGAGAGAAUAAUUUAUUAUUUGUAGAAACAUCAGCUAAAACCGGAGUAAAUGUAGAACAAGCUUUUGCUACUACCGCACGCGCUAUCUAUGAACGUUUACAACUAGGUCUUUUAGAUAUCAAUAAUGAUGUAGGUGUCUUUUGUUUUGAAAGAAAGUUUUCAUUUUCAAUACCUUAUUUAGGUUUGUAUAAAGAUAUUUUAUUCAUUAGUUUUGGCCAUUAUAAAAAUAACUAACUAAUUAACCUUCAUCGGUUAAACAUGGUCUGUUGUAUAAAAGCAGUCUUCCUUAAACCUGUGGUUAUUCAGAGGUUGUUAUUUUGACGCAAAUGGCAUAAAGUUAGGUCCCCAGCAAAUAAAUACUCGACAAACUGGUUCCUACGGUCCGGUUGGCUCAGAUUCUGGAGGUAAUCUAAGAAGGCGUUGUUGUUAGGUGAUACCAAAGAAAGAUCAAUUUAUGAAAAGAUAGUAAAAGUUAUAACUGCGAUUAAUUAUUUUUAUGUUAAGUUCAACCAUUCUAUGAUUCUCAUUCACUAUUUUAUUUCACUUAUUUUGCUCUUUUUUAUACCUUGUAAUUUCAUGUGCUUUAUUUGUAUCCCAUUGUUUUGAAUGAAUACUUUUAUUGUCUAUUUGUCUGUACGUUGUUGUUUGACAACUUCUCUGUACUUUAUAUUUCUUGUUUUGACUUUAUUCACUAUUCUCGAUCAAUUAGCCGUCUAUAUUAUCUCUAUAAAUACUUUAUAAAAGAAUGCAGAUAUUUAUUCAUUCCAAAUGAAAAUCCAAAUUCUAAUCAUGCAACAUUACUGUUACAAAAUAUAGCUAUACAAUGAUACAUGCUGUGAAAACACAUUCCUUCAUUUCCUCCUCAAGAAGCAAGAAGUUUAUCAUCUUGCCUUCGCAUUAUUUAAUUUUACUGUCGUUACUUGUUAACUUUUAUUUUCAUCCUGUGUUUGUGUAUCCCGAUGUACGGAAAUGUUGUUCCUGACAUUUUUUUAGCUACCAAAUGUGUAUCUUUCAUAGACAGUUUUGUAAAACAAAAUUAAUUGUUUUGUGUCGAAUUUUCUCCACACACACUUUUGUGGUUGUAUUCUUAUUUGUUUAACUGUUGAACCGCUAGCAAUAAUCAUUUUAUUGAAAUGUGCUCAAGUGUGUAUAAAAAUUUCUAUCGUAAUUGAGAGGUUCUUUUAUAAAUAUUCUUUUUAUCAGAUAUCAGAAUAAACCUUAUUACUCGUUUAAUUCUUCUCAUGAGCUACUCAUUUUAGCUUGUACUUUACGUCAGAUGAUCUUUAAUUGAUAAAGAUAAUCUAAAGGAUUUUUCUUAUUAAGCCAUAUUUAUAACAUUCACGUUUAUUACUUCACUAUGCUCCCGUAAGCCAGAUUUAUUUGCAAUUAUUUGGAAAACAUUUUGAGCAUUGAUACGAUGUUUGCUUUCUAGUACCUUUAUCCUAUUGAUAUGAUUUGAUAACAAUAUAAAAUUAGGUAAUAUU